AUGCACAACACUUCGGGAGAUUUACUUCACCAUAGACCGCUCCCGGAUGGACACCUUAAAGUAUCGGUUGAUGUUGUAUUAGAUAAGGAUGCGUUGCUACCGAUACCUGACAUUGUUUCAGAGACAACAUUGCUGCGAGAUGCAAUAGGAUCAUUUGUUGCAUGGCCCUUGGAUCUCAUUUACAUUGAUGAUGAGACGCCUACAAAACCCGCAUCCGCUGAUAAAGGGAUUUUGCGGCACAACGAGUCUGUUGCAUCACAAAAAGAGGUAUUUGCUCAAGGGUCACAACAACUGAGCCAGAAAAUUGGUAGUCGACAGAAAAACAAAAGGGAUCUUCCAGUGACUUCUUUGCCAAAAAAAGGUGCUUUUGUGCCUCGAUACCAGAUAUCUCUUGAAACACUUGUUGACUCAUCAGAUAUGGCAACAGCUGGUGUUAUUCGCUUACUGGAUAUGGAGGAAGAUAUCUUUGGUUAUUCAUGCACUGAAACAAUCGGAAAAGAAGAUCUGGAACAUAUUUUUCGGCAUCAAGAAUUAGGCGUCGGUGUUAUACACACAUACAUCCGGUUCUUGUAUGACAAUUUCAUGCGCGGGAAUGAUCAAUUGUCAAACAGAUUCCGUUUCGUGUCUUCCUCCCUGGUCAACAAAGCAUUAAUUUGUAGGGAACCGGAUUCAUGUAGAGAGUACUUAGUCAAGAGAUUCAUGGCCAGCAGUACAAACAACUUGUAUCUUUGGCCGUAUAAUUCAGGGUGUCACUGGUUGUUGCUUGCUAUUGAUCCUUUAAAAGAAGUGGUAUAUUUUCUGAAUUCGAUAGAUGGUGAAUGGACAAAUUAUCCGGAUAUGAAGCAAUUAGUUGAUACAUCAAUAAAAGUGUUCCGAUCUCAAAGACAAGCUCGAGUACCACGUACUAAAUCCAGCAACAUUACGUGGAUAAAAGUGCAGUGUCCUCUACAGCGCAACGGUAUCGAUUGCGGAUACUUUGUAAUGAGGUUUAUGAGGGAAAUCAUUAAUAUGAAUCAAAUAGAGAUUCCAAUCACGAUUUGA
Lathyrus oleraceus (garden pea) is the source of this 1041-nucleotide messenger RNA. RefSeq lists its product as uncharacterized. The record is from RefSeq and is a predicted model, not a curated record. Gene Ontology annotation, biological process: proteolysis. NCBI's taxonomy places the organism in Eukaryota, Viridiplantae, Streptophyta, Magnoliopsida, Fabales, Fabaceae. The coding region runs from base 1 to 1041 and encodes 346 amino acids. Gene Ontology annotation, molecular function: cysteine-type peptidase activity. The transcript is spliced from 8 exons.